Messenger RNA from Halichondria panicea, 1103 nucleotides. RefSeq names its product probable dimethyladenosine transferase. The transcript has 11 exons. Lineage: Eukaryota; Metazoa; Porifera; Demospongiae; Suberitida; Halichondriidae. Gene Ontology annotation, molecular function: rRNA (adenine-N6,N6-)-dimethyltransferase activity. Bases 77 to 997 code for a protein of 306 amino acids. Gene Ontology annotation, biological process: rRNA methylation. The record is from RefSeq and is a predicted model, not a curated record. Gene Ontology annotation, cellular component: nucleolus.
GUAGUUUUAACCACGUGGUCACAAAAACAAAGUCACCUGUACGUACGUACCUAGCACCUUAUCUCAAACAAUAAUUAUGCCUAAAGUAAGAGCAGCCAGACAGACAAGACAGCAUACCCAAAGAUGUCAGCAAGGUAUCAUGUUUGAGAAAGAUAAAGGCCAACACAUACUGAAGAAUCCUCUCAUCAUAAACAGCAUGAUUGAAAAGUCCGCCCUUCGCCCAACUGACGUGGUGUUGGAGGUUGGUCCUGGUACCGGAAAUAUGACAGUCAAACUGAUCGAUCAGUGCAAAAAAGUGGUGGCAUGUGAGAUUGACACUAGACUAGUAGCUGAGCUACAGAAGAGAGUGCAAGGAACUCCGGCAGCGAGAAAGUUGGAGGUGAUAGUAGGUGAUGUGCUUAAGACGGACCUGCCCUUCUUCGAUGUGUGUGUGGCUAACCUCCCGUACAAAAUAUCUUCUCCCUUCGUAUUCAAGCUACUCCUUCAUCGGCCAUUCUUCAGGUGUGCGGUGUUGAUGUUUCAGCAGGAGUUUGCCCAGCGACUGGUGGCCAAGCCUGGGGAGAAGCUCUAUUGUCGUCUCUCCGUCAACACUCAACUACUAGCCAGGGUCGACCAUCUCAUGAAGGUUGGUAAGAACAACUUCAGACCACCCCCCAAGGUCGAGUCCAGUGUGGUCCGGAUAGAGCCUCGCAACCCACCCCCUCCCAUCAACUUCCAGGAGUGGGACGGCAUGCUGAGAAUCCUCUUCACUCGCAAGAACAAAACACUGAGUGCUAUAUUUAGAACUAAAGAUGUUCUUGAGCUGCUUGAGAAGAACUACAGAAUACACCAGUCGCUAACGGAUACGAUGGUCCCCGAAGACUUUGAUAUCAAAUCUCACGUGCUCAAGAUUCUUGGAGAGAGUGAGAAAACGGAACUGAGACCGAGGUGUUUGGAUGUGGACUCUUUCUUAAGCUUGUUGGAGAUUUUUAACCGAAACUCUAUUCACUUUGCCUGAUGUACUUUGUUCAAGACAAUAAUUGUGUACGUGUUAUUGCAGUAAUUUUGCUCGUAAAUGUCAUAGAAAUAUUGUUUGUUUAUUCAUCAUUAAUUUUUCCAAGUGG